Fomitiporia mediterranea MF3/22 is the source of this 261-nucleotide messenger RNA. RefSeq lists its product as uncharacterized. The record is from RefSeq and is a predicted model, not a curated record. Lineage: Eukaryota; Fungi; Basidiomycota; Agaricomycetes; Hymenochaetales; Hymenochaetaceae. Gene Ontology annotation, cellular component: membrane. The transcript is spliced from 2 exons. The annotation marks the transcript as partial.
GAGAGCUCUUCCCGCUCUCUUAUCUUCUUCGGGAUCCAGUCGGGCAUCGAGGUCGCCUCUGCAGCCAUCGUCCUCUGGCGUUUUCGGCGCGUCGCGAAGCCUGGUGAGGAGGAUACGGUCGAGUUUGUCGAGAAAGUCGGGACAUGGGGUAUCGGUAUCCUCAUCGCCGUCCUCGCUCUCGCAACCGAGAUCACAGCCAUAGUCGGCCUCGCCCAACACACCGAACCCGACACGUCGAACGCAUCGCUCAUCGUCUCCGCA